Messenger RNA from Notothenia coriiceps (black rockcod), 1985 nucleotides. RefSeq names its product fucosyltransferase 7 (alpha (1,3) fucosyltransferase) (gene fut7). Gene Ontology annotation, molecular function: alpha-(1->3)-fucosyltransferase activity. Gene Ontology annotation, cellular component: membrane. The transcript has 3 exons. Lineage: Eukaryota; Metazoa; Chordata; Actinopteri; Perciformes; Nototheniidae. Bases 210 to 1277 code for a protein of 355 amino acids. The record is from RefSeq and is a predicted model, not a curated record.
CUCAUGAUGAUUGUCAUACCAGCCGCGACCAAAGAUGGUACCAGUGCUGACUGAGGACGGAGGACAGGCCGCUCAUCUCUUGAUCAGAGAAAAGGAAGCAUAUACCGGUACUCCCGUUCCUCUUGAUUGAGCAGAAAUCUGUCAUGGUGUCUGGUUUGAGAGGGAGGUCGUGAUUCUUCCUCAUACGAGGAGUCACAGCUGAGGACCUGAUGGGGUGUUACAACACUAAGAAGACUGGGCUCGGCUCAAUGAAGAAGCGCCUCCUCCUCCUCUCCUUUCUCUGUGUUUUACCGCUGUGUCUUCUCAAUGCAUGGUGGAGAAGAUUUCCGGCCAAGACAGCUAUAAAUCCUUCCAGCUUCUAUAACAUCACGAUCCUGCUGUGGCAUUGGCCCGACGGCAGGUCGUCGUCCCUGAAGGGGGACACGUGCUGGGAUCUCUACCGUAUCCCUCGCUGUAGACUGGUGGACCAGCGCUCCUUGUUCCCCUCCGCUGAUGUGGUGGUGUUCCACAACAGAGAGCUGGCACUGGGCCACCAAAAGCUGCCCCUUGACCUUCCACGGCCACAGGGCCAGAGGUGGGCCUGGAUGUCCCUGGAAGCCCCUAUUCACAAUGGAAAGUUGCAUCAGUAUGCAAAUAUAUUCAACAUGACCAUCAGCUAUAGGAGAGAUGCUGAUGUCACUAUUCCAUACGGCCAGCUGCUACCAAAGGAGGCUGAAGGACAUCUGGUGGACAAUGUCCCUCUCAAUAAGAGCUCCUUGGCCUGUUGGGUGGUCAGCAACUACAGAAAUCACCACAAGAGAAGCAAAGUGUACAAAGAGUUAAAGGCAGUAGUUCCUGUGAAGGUUUACGGACGUUGGACCGAUACACCUCUUUCCCAAGAUGCCCUCUUACCUACAAUCUCUCGCUGCUUCUUCUACUUGGCUUUUGAGAACUCAAUCAGCAAAGAUUACAUCACAGAAAAACUGUGGAGGAAUGCUUACCAAGGUGGCGCGGUGCCUGUCGUCCUGGGACCCCCGUUAGGCGACUACAAAUCUGUGGCUCCACCUAAUUCUUUUAUCCGGGUCGAUGAGUUUGCAUCAGUCAAGGACUUAGGAGAGUAUCUACAGCAGCUUGCAGAGGACAAGAAACGCUACAGUGAAUAUUUCACUUGGAAACAUCAGUGGACAGUAAAGUUGUACAAAGACUGGAGGGAGAGACUGUGUAAGAUCUGCUCACAUUACAACAGCUUACCUCAGGAGAAAGUUUACUCCAGUCUAGAGGCCUGGGUCAAGGGCUAAUAACACUUGAGCUUGCAUAUACAUAGUUAAUGUGUAAUUUAUCACAUUUUUGGAGGAUUAGCAUCCUUGAUAUUUCAGGAAAAUCCCUUUUUAAGGGCACUUUGGAAACAUGCUUAUUCACUGUGAGCACCUACCCAACACAACUUACAUUAACUAUUUCAUACUAAGAAUGACCAAGAGAAAUAAGUCCCCAUUGAUAUCCGUAGCUCUUUUUAUCAAACACGUGGAGUAAAAUGGAUUUAACUUUUUUAGAGCUGUGCUGUUUAGCAUUUUUCCUCUUUAAAACUCAUGUACAAGCACAAAGGUUACUGUAAACACUGAUGCACUUCAAUGUAAUUGAAAAACAAAAGCAUUAUAGUUUAUGUCUGGUGGACACUGUUAAGGGCUUUAAAACACAUUCAAAAAUUAAACUAGUGUCGAUAAAGUCUGCAUUUGUUUUCAUGUAAAAUAGUUACAUAUUGUACUCAAAACAGAAACAUGUGAACCAUUUGAUCUAAAUUAAAGUCAAAUUAGCUUCAGUGUGCUCUAUUCUACUGAAGAGAAAGCUUGGAAUCUUCAUGAACUACAUUGUAAAUAUUUUAGUAGAGCUGCAUUAUUCAAAAGGCUAGCCUGUUGAAGUAUUCGGGCUUGGAGAUGUCCGAGACUCUUUUUAAAUAUUUGUUGUCUGGUUUCAACUUCCCUUCCCAAAUUAAAAGAUUGUUUACUUAA